Messenger RNA from Daucus carota subsp. sativus, 2116 nucleotides. Its product is annotated as sucrose nonfermenting 4-like protein. Lineage: Eukaryota; Viridiplantae; Streptophyta; Magnoliopsida; Apiales; Apiaceae. The record is from RefSeq and is a predicted model, not a curated record. Bases 323 to 1804 code for a protein of 493 amino acids. The transcript is spliced from 14 exons.
AAAUAAGAAAAGGUUAUUUCUAGGGUUAGGUCUUUUCCCCCCUUUGAUAAUUUCACCCCUCUUUAUUCUCUUUCUUAAUUUCAUCACCAAAUCAAUUUAUAUCUAUCUAUAUACACAUUUAUAAUUCAAUUCACUCUCUCUUUCUUCUUAAAGUUUCAAUCUUUUUAGCUUUUGCAUGUUCUUUUAUACAUAAGCGAUCGAUUGCCUGUGUAUUUGUAUGCAUAAUUUUCACAGACUUCCGUACACCUUUUCAAUCACAUCUUUUUUGCUUUGAAAUUUGAUCAAUUUCAGCGUUUUAGUACUCAAUUAAACUUCUGAGUGGAUGUUGCCUUCUAGUAUGGAGUAUUCGGGUGAAGGUGGUCCGGCUGCAGCAGCCGGGACGGUGUUAGUUACUACAAGAUUUGUGUGGCGUUAUGGGGGAAGAAGUGUGUAUCUUAGUGGUUCUUUUACAGGGUGGACUAAGCAUUUUCAGAUGACUCCCGUGGAGGGUUGCCCAACUGUUUUUCAGACUAUAUGUAGCUUACCGCCAGGUUUCCAUCAGUACAAAUUUAUUGUUGAUGGUGAAUGGCGACACGAUGAGCACCAAGCCUUCGUUAAUGGUAACUUUGGAACGGUCAAUACUAUCCUUGUGUCUAGGGAGUCAAACUAUAUUGCUACAAACCAGAGUCCACAUAUUCCUUAUGGUUCCAGCAUGGAGGUGGACAAUGAUACCUUUCAGCGUGUGGUAAGAGUUUCUGAUGGAACAAUGCAUGAGGCCGUGCCAAGGAUAUCGGAAGCAGAUUUAGAAGUCUCACGCCAUCGUAUUUCUGUAUUCUUGUCCACACACACAGCUUAUGAAUUGCUUCCAGACUCGGGCAAGGUUAUUGCGCUUGAUGUUAAUUUACCUGUAAAGCAAGCAUUUCAUAUUCUGCAUGAACAGGGUCUUACUAUUGCGCCUCUUUGGGACUUCGACAGAGGGCAUCUUGUUGGUGUUCUUAGUGCAUUGGACUUCAUUUUAAUAAUGAGAGAGCUUGGUACCCAUGGGUCUAAUCUGACAGAGGAAGAACUUGAUACUCAUACUAUAUCUGCCUGGAAAGAAGCAAAAUUAUAUAUGAACAGACCAAAUAACGAGCAUGGCAGUGCAUUUCCUAUUCAACUUGUCCAGGCAGGGCCAAGCGAGAAUUUAAAAGAUGUUGCAUUGAAGAUUUUACAGAGUGGUGUUGCUACAGUGCCUAUUGUCCAUUCAUCUUCAGAGGAUGGAUCAUAUCCUCAACUGCUGCAUCUCACAUCUCUGUCUGAAAUACUAAAAUGUAUAUGCAGAUACUUUAGGAAUUCUUCUGGGUCAUUGCCUAUACUCCAGUUGCCAAUAUCUGCAAUACCUCUGGGCACUUGGGUUCCAAAAAUUGGAGAGUCAAAUCGACGACCAUUAGCAAUGUUGAGACCGAAUGCCUCUCUUAGUGCAGCAUUAAAUUUGUUAAUUCAAGCUCAAGUUAGCUCAAUACCUGUAGUGGAUGAUAAUGAUUCGCUGUUGGAUGUUUACUCUCGAAGUGACAUCACCUCUUUGGCUAGAGACAGAGUUUAUACUCACAUUAAUUUGCAAGAAAUGACUAUUCAUCAGGCGUUGCAGCUUGGUCAAGAACCAUACUCUCCAUAUGGUAUCAGCAGUCAAAGAUGCCACAUGUGUUUGCGGUCUGAUCCGCUACAUAAAGUGAUGGAGCGAUUGGCGAAACCAGGUGUGAGACGGCUUGUCGUGGUGGAGGCAGGAAGUAAACGUGUAGAGGGCAUCAUAUCUCUGAGCGAUGUUUUCAGGUUCCUGCUCCAGUAAAAGGAAGACAUGUAAUUUAUCACAAUUCUUUUAAAUAUACAGCUGGGCAAAUUGGGCUAUCUUCAUAUACCUCGUGGCCUAAUUUUUAGGAUAUUAGGUUUCAGAAUGAGGUAUGUAAAUUAAGAAUUGGUUGUUCUCUGCAAUCUUUUGAUUCAUCUCACCCACCUAUAAAUUGAACUGUACCGAGAAAUGUAAUCGACUUUUUCUGUAAAGGCCGUGCGACUUGUUAACAUUUCAAUGAGGAUACUGAUGGAAAGAGAUGAUAAAUUAGGAACACAAGAAAAUGUUCAAGGCCUUUUCUUGUUCUUGUUA